Molecule: messenger RNA, 3953 nt
Organism: Gambusia affinis (western mosquitofish)
Lineage: Eukaryota; Metazoa; Chordata; Actinopteri; Cyprinodontiformes; Poeciliidae
Product: carboxypeptidase Q-like
Exons: 11
Coding region: 1525-2988 (487 amino acids)
Biological process (GO): peptide catabolic process; proteolysis
Molecular function (GO): metallodipeptidase activity
Source: RefSeq, a predicted model, not a curated record
AUUGUCUUAUCAGCUGUUGAAAAGUAUUGUAUAUCCUGCUAUCUGUUGUAUCAAAAUUGACUUCCUGCUCGACAUUUGUUUUUGUGUAUGUGUGUGUCGGUGUGUGUGGGUGUGUGUGUGAGAGAUACACCAUAAAGUGGGAGAUUGUAAUCAUCACUUGUUUAUACUGUAUAUUCAAAAAAAAUAUGUUUAAGAGUAUAAGCCACUACAUAAAUUAUUAGUAUUGCAAUGCAUCAUAUAUGUGUUUUAUUAGACUGAAAUUGACCGAAGCAUUAUGUCAAAUCAAAAAGAAAAAAAAAGGAACCAAAAUGUAGACAGCGUUUCACCAGCAGGCCUAGAGUGAGGAGCCCCGCCCCCUCGCUGCUCAGACAGAGUUUGGGGAAGAAGACGGCGGUCGUUCUUUCAUUCACUAGAGCUAUUCAUGUUUGCAGAUCAGUAAUGUGAACCUGGUGAAAACUGUCCCCCCUAAAUUGUAAAGUUACACGUUAAUUUGGUACUGAUUUCGCAAUCACGUGCUUAGACGUUCAAGGAAAAAAAAGAGUGAUUUAUAUUUUAUUUUUUUCGUAAUUACAGUUAGUGAGAUUUUAGCUAUAACGGUCGUAUAACAGCCGUUGUGGAGUUUGCUACAUGUAUCUGUAAGCUCCGAUCCACUCCCCUACCUAACUUUAUUAAGGUUACAGUGGUAUCCUGACAUAUGUUGUGUUGUUAUCUGUUAAUAGGAAGAGUGCUUAAUAUGUAGAAACGCGAAGGUUACCCCCAGCUACAUGUAAUCAGUUCUCAUCAGAGUUUCAAAUAUUUAUUAUAGACGUUAUAACUUUCCCCUACUGUGUAAUCGAUUUUACUGUAGUUAUUCAGAGCUUAAAGUAGUUUUAGUCAUCUAAAUAUGUCCAUUUUAAAUUAUGUAACUAAUAAUAUGAUUAAGUCUUUCAGAAUUAUUACAAUUAAAAGAAAUUAGUAGCCUUAAAAUUUUGCUGCACUUGAGAAAUUGAUGUUCUUUUUAUGCAAAUCUGUGAGAUUUACAUUUAUUGUUGAAUUGUUUUGAUUUGGCCCUUUGAUGCUGUCACAGCUGGUGGGAGCUGAUGCUGUUCACUGAAGUGGAUGGUAUAUGGUUGUUUUUUUUAAACAUCGGAAGGACAAAAGAAUGUUCAUUGUAAAAUUUCAUGAUUUUGAGAAUUUGUAAUAAAGAGGCAAAGUUUGGGGAAGAAGACGGUGGUCGUUCUUUCAUUCACUGGAGCUAUUCAUGUUUACAGGCUUUCCAUUCGGAGGAAAGGAGAGGAAAAAACAUCAAUAAGCAUCAUUUGUUGGAAUUGUUUCAACCCAGCUGAGACGUGUAACAAACUUUGGGGGCUCGUCCGGGAUCUCUCCUUUUAUUUGGGUUGAUUUCAGUCUAAAAAAAAACAUAUAUUAUGCAUUGCAAUACUAAUAAUUUAUGUGGUGGCUUAUACUCUUAAACAGAUUUUCUUGACUAUAUAAACAAGUGAUGAUUACAGUCUCCCACUGGUGUAUCAUGUGUGUGUUGCUCAGAUGACAUUGGAGGUGAAAGUGGCCUUUCGCCUUCCUCUCUUUAUGUUUGUCUUGUUGUCACUUGGUUCUGACAGCUAUACUCUCUCUGAGCGCUUUAGAAGCCCUGCCAUCAGGGUUGUAUCUAAUGAAACCACAAAGAAAGCUCCAGAUGUAGCAGCAGAGGUGAGAAGAUAUGAAGAUGUGGCCAAGCGCAUCAUUGAGCUAGCUCUAUUUGGUGCGGCCCAGAACCGCUCUUACAGACGGCUGGCUGACUUUACUGACACGAUAGGGAACCGGGUCAGUGGGUCACGGAACCUGGAAAUGGCUAUUAAAUAUAUGUACAGUGCCAUGAAACAGGAUGGACUGGAUGUUCAUCUGGAACCAGUAAAAAUCCCUCACUGGGUUAGAGGGAAGGAGAGUGCAGAGAUGAUUAUGCCCAGGACCAAGAGCCUGGCUAUACUGGGCUUGGGCAGCAGUGUAGGAACGCCUCCAGAAGGUGUUGAGGCUGAGGUGUUGGUGGUUCAGUCUUUUGAGGAACUGAAGCGUAGAGCCAGCGAGGCCACAGGGAGGAUUGUGGUUUUUAACCAGCCUUUUAUCAGCUACUCGGAGACGGUUGCUUAUCGUGCUUUCGGUGCUUCAGAGGCAGCUAAAGUGGGAGCUGUGGCCACACUCAUUCGAUCUGUCACCCCUUUCUCUAUUAACAGUCCUCACACAGGUUUGCAGGUUUACCAAGAGGGAGUGAAGCGAAUCCCCACAGCCUGCAUCACAGUGGAGGACGCUGAGCUAAUGUGGCGUUUGGCCCAAAACAAACAGAAGAUUGUGGUCAGACUCAUAAUGGGAGCCCAGACUUUGCCGGAUGCUGACUCUUUUAACACAGUGGCUGAGAUAAGAGGCUGGCAGCACCCGGAGCAGGUUGUCCUAUUGAGCGGUCAUCUGGACAGCUGGGAUGUGGGCCAGGGCGCCAUGGAUGAUGGAGGUGGAGUCAUGAUAUCCUGGGAGGCUCUGUCCCUCAUCAAAGACCUGGGUUUGCGCCCAAGAAGAACUUUGCGAGCAGUUCUGUGGACAGGUGAGGAGCAGGGAGGUGUCGGUGCACAGCAGUACUUCAAUCUACACAAGGAGAACAUCUCCAACUUUGACCUUGUUAUGGAGUCUGACUUGGGGACGUUCACCCCGAUGGGUCUGCAGUUUUUAGGCAGUGAGGCGGCACAAAAGGUGAUGGAAGAAGUUAUCAAACUUUUGGCUCCCAUUAAUGUAACCAAACUGGAGACCGAUGCCGAGGGGACAGAUAUCUUUCUGUGGAUGCAAGCAGGAGUCCCAGGGGCCAGCCUUCAUGUGGCAGACAGUCGUUACUUUUGGUUCCACCACAGUGAGGGAGACACCAUGACAGUCCAGGACCCUCAUGACAUGGACCUCUGCUCAGCUUUGUGGGCCGUGGUGGCGUACGUCGUGGCUGACCUGGAGGAUAUGCUGCCCAGAAGGCCGUAAUAUCAGAUUUAUCAAAACCGAAAUCAGGUUGCACUUUUACUGAAUGAGUUUUAGUUUUGUCCUCAAAACAACACAAGUGUUUGGAUGAAUGAGAGAACAAAAUCUGAUGCACCAAGGUAGCAUGUAAAGUUAAAUUAAGCCCAAUAUACUUGAAACGAUUUUCAGAAUGAAGAUUUUUACUGGCAAUAUUCUUGAAGGGAAAAUGUUCAGUGCAACACCUAGUUCUCUUUUAUCUUCCGAUCAAGGGUGUAGCCUGACUCUCUGUCAAUAACCACUAGAAAGCCUGUCUCUAAUGGACAAUGAGGACAAGCAGGUUUAAUUAAUGGACGGAUGCUUUUUUUCCUGUUAAUGUAAUAUCGUAGUAAAAUUAGGCCAUAAACAUAUAGCAACUUUCCAUUCAGAACCAGGCUGUGGCCAAGCUCAAUACAAUAGAAAACAUUUAACCCAAGCAAAAUCUCUACUUUAUUAAGGCAAACAUUUUGUCACACUUUUUCAGACCUGCAAAUUGUUUUCCACAAAGUGAAGAAUAUUGUGUAAAAUUAUUGCAUGUUACAUUAUUGCUCAACAGGUGAAAGUAAUUUAAGAAUAAAUUAUUUAGCAUUUUAAAGUUGGGGAAAAUAAAUUAUGCAAAAUUAUGAAAUCUGGUCUAGGCCCUAACUUAUCAAACAUGCAUUUUUAGUGGCCUUAGUACAUAUUUUAAUUCUCAUUAAAGCAAAAUUUAAAGUUUUCAUUUGCGUAUUUACUAAACAGAAAUUUAGGUGACGUAUGUAACCACUGAAAACAACUUCUCAAGUAAUUCAUAGUGAUGAGGUUGUGGCAGUAUUAGGCAGGUUUAACAAUCAUGUAGAAGUUUCUACUAAUUCCAAUCUAUGACAUAAAAAUGAAAAGGAAAGCUUGAACCUUUAUGAAAAGGUUAAAACUUAAAACUAAUGAGGUGUCUAAAUCUUACUGCAUCUGCACACACC